This is a messenger RNA of Dentiscutata erythropus, 444 nucleotides long. NCBI's taxonomy places the organism in Eukaryota, Fungi, Glomeromycota, Glomeromycetes, Diversisporales, Gigasporaceae. The record is from the annotation of a GenBank genome assembly.
AUGGUGUCAGUAUUAGGUCCCAGAAAUGUUUUAGUUGUAUCCCAAGAUGAUAAAGUGCGAAUACCUCUUGGUUUAGCUGCGGCAAAUAAACAAGAUUCACCAAUCCUAAUGAGGUUAGAAUACCGAGUGAAGCUUCCAGAUCACAACUGGGUUGUUGCUGAAAGGCAUAAACUGAUUCCAUCAGUUUAUGCAAUAUUAAAUGUGGAAGAAGAUAAGUAUGAAAAUUCCAAAGCAGUAACUUAUUUAGGUCCAACAUUUAUAAGAGUCUGUAGUGGUAAACAUGACAGCAGUACUGCCUACUCACAUGGUAAAGACUUUGAUGAACUGAUGGUUGAGGAGAAAUUGCAUGAUUAUACUAAAAUAGAUGGCCAGCCUAAAUCUGUAAUAGUGAUACUAAGCGAUGGUGGUCCCAAUAAGAACCCUCGAUACAAAAAGACAAUUUAG